This is a messenger RNA of Nerophis lumbriciformis (worm pipefish), 871 nucleotides long. The record is from RefSeq and is a predicted model, not a curated record. Lineage: Eukaryota; Metazoa; Chordata; Actinopteri; Syngnathiformes; Syngnathidae.
GUCGCCAGCAAGGAGCGGUGUUGAGCUGGAGGUUCCUUUCGUAUGGACCAUCACCUGUGAUGUUGCCGCGGUAACGCAGGAGGGACAUUCCUCGGCUCCUGAUGUGCAGCCUUGAGGACGUGGAGUUCUCUCCUCGCCUUCAGGGACGGAUAAUAAACGUCAUGACAUGGCGAGUGGCGGCACCUGCAGGGUCCUGCCUGAGGCCGCUGGCUGGAGGACCACCGAGCCGUUGUCUACGUCAUCCUCCAGCGAGGACCGCGACCAAGAAGACGGUUUUUCCCGGGACCCGGAUGUUCACCGCCGCCAGCUGAGCAGGAGACCGGAAGUCCCGCCUCCUCAUCAUCAUUUGGGCGGGACGAGCAGGAGUGAACCUGAGGAGGACGAAGACGAGGGUGCGGAUGAAAUCCAGGACGGUCCGGACCAGCGCCGGCCCAGAAUUCCUCUGCGGCGCCGCUCACGACCUUUGACCCGAAGCAGACCGCUGACUCGCUCGUGCCUUUUGUCCCCAACGCACACACGCUCUCGCCGCGCACGGUGUUCUGCCAGUCUUAAAGUGAAGUGUCUGUCUCCCUCGUACGCCGCUUUUCUGCAGCGUGACCUUGACCUUGAUUGCCCGGUCGCCGUGGCAACGUGCCAUGGCGAAGCUGCGACGCCAGCGUGUGUGUUGCACCUGAGUGCCUCACUGAGCAGCCAGGUGUCAUACUCAAGACCUGGGGGCCACAAUUGGCCUGUCGCAUCAUUUAAAGUGGUCUGUCGCCUUUUUGAAAGUGGCCCAGGUGUCAAACUCAAGGCUCAGAGGGCCAGGACAGGCCUGCCGCAUCAUGUUAAGUGGCCCACUGCAUCAUUCGAACUGCCCAGCCCCAUCAUUUAA